Eleginops maclovinus (Patagonian blennie) is the source of this 15218-nucleotide messenger RNA. RefSeq names its product FAT atypical cadherin 2 (gene fat2). The record is from RefSeq and is a predicted model, not a curated record. Lineage: Eukaryota; Metazoa; Chordata; Actinopteri; Perciformes; Eleginopidae. Gene Ontology annotation, cellular component: plasma membrane; catenin complex; adherens junction. Gene Ontology annotation, molecular function: cadherin binding; calcium ion binding. Gene Ontology annotation, biological process: multicellular organism development; cell-cell junction assembly; calcium-dependent cell-cell adhesion.
UUGAAGCAAGCGUCAGUUAAAGCACAUUCCUGCAGCUCUGUGUGUGAGAGAGUGUGUGUGUGAGAGAGAGUGUGUGUGUGUGUUACUCACAGUGUCUUUUUUAACUUUUUCUCUUAUGGACUUUUUAAACCAAACCACCAUGGGAGUACGGAGCUUGUUGCCAUCCUGUCUGAGGAUGUUUGAAGUUCCUGAAGUGUGAGAGGGGAGGCAGAUAUUCCUGGAAGAGUCGUCUAGCUGGACCCAGGGUCCGAAGAUUGGAGGUGCCAAAGAUGGCGUCUUUAGGAUCAACUCUUCUUGCUUUGGCAUCCGUCCUCCUACACUUUACGAGGUGUCAGGGGAUUAUGGGAAAAGGCAAAGGCAGCUUGCCGCUGAGGUUCACACAUCAUCUGUACAACGCCACCAUCUUCGAGAACUCUGCCCCGCGGACGUACGUCGAGACGCCGGUGAAGAUGGGAAUCGAGGUGACCGAUGUGUUCUGGGAAAUCAAAUAUAACGUUGUCUCAGGUGAUGACGACGGACUCUUCCAAGCAGCGGAGGUUAAGGUUGGGGAUUUCUGCUUCCUCAGGAUCAAAACACGCAGCAGUAUCUCCGCACAGCUCAACAGGGAGGUCAGAGACUCUUACACUCUUACAGUGUCAGCCACAGAACAAACCUCUGACUUCCAGGCGAAGACCAAGGUGUUUGUCCAGGUGCUUGACACCAACGACCUAAAGCCUCUUUUCUAUCCUGCCUCAUACAACCAGGCCAUCAGGGAGGACAGUCCGCUUCAGUCAAGUGUGGUGAGAGUCAGCGCUACGGACGCUGACAUCGGCAGCAACGCUCGGUUUUACUACUCUUUCACCAGCAGAGCUCACCCCUUUGUCGUGGACCCUUUCACGGGCACCGUCAGCCUCGUCAGGAGGCUCAAUCACACCCGCUCCGGGAGGUACGACCUCACCGUGAUGGCAGAGGACAGGACAAAGAAGAUAUCGGGCGUUCAGAAGUUUGGUAAUGUGGCCAGAGUUACAAUCAACGUACAAAAGAUGCCAACGAGUUCUCCGGUCAUCACUCCGGCCCCCAAACCCACAGUGUCCACAGAUGGCAGAAUAACUAUCAAUGUCCACGUGGAGGCCGGCGUUAAGCCUGUUGAGUCCCUGAGUAUAGUUGGAGGGGAUCCCCACAAGUGUUUUGAGAUAAUCCCUUCAGGUGUGCAGGGCACUGACUUCCAAGUGAUCUCUACUAAGAGGAUUAACUGGUCUCAGAGUCCUUUUGGGCUGAAUCUGUCCCUUCAAGCUAAAGACAGGAGCUUCCCGAGUUUACUCUCUCCAGCUGCUCACAUCCACAUUCCUGCCUAUCAUUACAGCCCCCUGGCAUUUUUGGAGGACACCUACAUUGUCACUCUGAGUGAGUUUUCCCCCCCUAAAACUCAUGUGGUUAAGGUGUCAGUCACGGCGGUACCUUAUAACGUCACAUUUAGUAUCAAGAACAAUCCGGACAGCACUCAAUUUAAGAUAAAUCCCAAAACAGGAAUCAUCAUAACAACGAAGAAGUUUGAUUACGAGAGGAAGGAUCGAUACGAGUUUGAAGUUGUGGCCAAUCACGGCGAGGCUGAGACUCACGUAGUGGUCGAGAUUAUCGAUGAGAAUGACAACAGCCCACAGUUCGCCCACACCUUCUAUGAGGCCACGCUGGAUGAGAACUCCCCGGUUGGCAGCAGUGUGUUGAAAGUAGUUGCCUCUGACAAAGAUAAAGGCAAAAACGGCUUUGUGACGUACGCCAUGGCGAGCGCCGGUCCCCUACCCUUUAUAAUAGACCCGUUCACAGGCGUCAUCUCAACCUCCGAACAUUUGGACUACGAGCUGAUGAAACGGCGGUACCACCUGAGGGUUUGGGCGUCAGACAGCGGCAGCCCCUUCAGUCAGGUCAGCGAAUGCCCCGUGACGAUCACCCUGAACAACAUGAACGACAACACCCCUCUGUUUGAGAGGGUGGGCUGCAACACCACCGUACCGCAGGACUUACCCGUCGGACACACGAUCGUCGAGCUGUCAGCCAUCGAUGUGGACGAGCUGCAGCAGCUGAGGUACAUCAUCGAGUCAGGGAAUGAGCUGCAAGUCUUUGCUAUUGACCCGGUGUCAGGAGCAAUCACCCUGAAACAACAUAUCCCCCUGAGAGCAGCUUCGUUCGAUUUGAGAGUUGUAGCCUCUGAUGGAAAGCAUUCCUCCGAGGCUUCACUCGUCCGGGUGACUGUGACGAACAGAGGCGAUGAAGCGACGCUCGUCUGCCAGGAGACGGGCAUUUUCAAACAGCUGACGGAUAAACUGAUUGAGUCGAUCAAGCCCAUUUUAACCAGUCAACAGGAAGACAUGUUCUCUGAUGUUCACAUCACCAACCGUCACUCUCCCAAGUUUGAAGCGAACAUCCCGGGAUCAAUCGACCUGAUUGAGGACCACCCGCUGAACUCCUCCAUUAUCCAAUUCAAGGCCACAGACACCGACACUGGGUUCAACAGUAAGCUGGUGUACUCCAUAUCUAGUGGGAAUGAAGACGGCUGUUUCUCCAUUGAUGUUUUCUCUGGUGAUCUUCAUUUGGUUUGCCCAUUAGACAGAGAGAGUAAGGAGUUCUACAUUUUGAACGUCACUGUUUAUGACCUGGGUAUACCGCAAACAUCUGCGUGGAAGUUCAUCGCGGUGAACGUCAUGGACGUCAACGACAAUCCUCCGGUGUUUGAUCAGCCGAGGUAUGUGAUACGCGUGCCUGAAAACAAAGAGCAGGACUCUAUUAUCUUUACAGCUCGGGCUAUCGAUCCUGACGUAGAUGCGAGCGGUACUGUCCAAUACUCCCUGCUGACGUCCACUGACAUGUUCAACAUUGAUGAAUUGACCGGUGAGGUGACGGUAACGGGUGCGUUGGAUCGAGAAACUUCACCCAGGCACGACCUCCGGAUCGAAGCCAGAGAUCAAGCCAAACCCGGCCCUCAGCUGUUCUCCAUGAUUGACCUUGUGGUGGUUUUGCAGGACGUUAACGACAACCCACCCAAGUUUGUACCCAAGGUUUACAAAAUAAAAGUCCCAGAGGAUGUACCCGUGGGCACCCUCCUCGUCUGGGUUGAGGGCGUUGACUUGGAUCUGGGCAGCGGAGGCAUCAUCAACUACAACCUCAAGAACACCGAGGGCGGGAUCUUCCACCUCGACCCCUCCACGGGGGCCUUGAUCCUCGAGAGGGAGCUGGACUUUGAGAGGCGUCCGAUUUACAACCUCACGGUCCGAGCCGUGGACCAUGGCCUGCCUCGCUCCCUCUCCUCCUCCUGCUUUGUGGAGAUUCAGGUUCUGGAUGUCAACGAGAACCUGAACAGGCCUGUGUUCUCAGAGUUUGUGUAUGAAGCCGGAGUGAUGGAGGAUGCAGCAGUGGGGACAUCAAUGGUCUCGCUUACAGCCUCAGACAAAGACCCCGGCAGAGACGGAGUGGUCCGCUACCACAUCCAUGAAGGCUCUGGUCUUGGAGUGUUCACCAUCGAUGAGGAAACAGGUGUGAUCCGGACCACAGAGGUAUUGGACCGCGAGAUGACGCCUCACUACUGGCUCUCUGUGUACGUCACCGACCUGGGCACGGAGCCGCUGAUCUCCUGGACUCACGUCUUCCUGGAGGUGCUGGACGUUAACGACAACGCUCCGGAGCUUUCUCAGCCGGUUUAUUUCGCAUCCGUCCCGGAGAACGUGAACACGGUCAAGUCCGUCGUCCAGGUGACGGCCGUGGACGUGGACACUUCCUCUGAGGGCAAGCUUUCCUUCCAGAUGCUGGAGUCUCACCGGACCUACUUUGAUGUGGAUCCCAAAACAGGUAUUAUCAGCACUCUCUCAGCUUUGGACCGGGAGGAUAAACCAGAACACAUUGUCGAGGUCAUCGUGUCAGAUAACGGCUCUCCUCCUCUGAGCUCCACCGCCACCGUGGUGAUCGGAGUCCUCGACGCCAACGACAACCGACCCAAGUUCACGGACAAGCUGGUCCACGUGAAGCUCCCCGAGCAGCGGCAGCAGGCGGGCCGACAGGAGGUCUGCAGGAUGGUCGCCCGUGACGACGACGAGGGCUCGAACGCCGUGGUGACCUACACGCUGCAGAGCGACGAGGACGAGAGGUUCGAGAUCGACUCUCUGACCGGAGUGGUGACGGCGCACGGGGACUUCUGGCCGGGGAACUACAGCAUACUCACGAUUAAUGCGACGGACCAGGGCAGCCCGUCCCACUCGUCCACGGCGAGACUCGACAUUGAGUGGGUCGCCCCCCCGCCGCCCUCCGACGAGCCAAUCACGUUCGACGACCCCCUCUUCACCUUCGCCAUCAUGGAAACGGAACCUGUCACUCACAUGGUGGGCAUCAUCAUGACGGAGGGAGCCCACCGGCUGAAGUGGUUCGACAUCAUAGGAGGAGACGACGAGAAGGACUUUGACAUCCAGAGGACGAUGGGCACCAUCUCCAUCGCCCGGAGGCUGGAUGCUGCACGCUGCUCCAACUACAACAUUACGGUGCGGGUCAGCGACGGCCACCGCAGCGCCACCACACAGGCCUACAUCCGGGUGCUGGACAUGAACGAGCAUCGGCCCGUCUUCCUGAAGCCGCUGUACCAGGUGAGGGUCCCCGAGGACACGUCCCCCUGGAAGGACGUCCUGCAGAUCAGCGCUCAGGAUGCCGACGCCAACAGUAAGCUGGUGUUCUCCAUCCACAGCAGCCUCCACCCGGACAGCACCAAGUUCUUCCACCUGGACCCGAAGAGCGCAGUCCUGGUGAUGACGGAGGAGCUGGACUACGAGACGAUCCCUGUGCACACGCUCAUCGUGAUGGUGCGUGACCAGGAGAUCCCAGCAAAGAGGAACUUUGUGAAGGUGGUGGUUGAGGUGGAGGACUGCAACGAUCACUCCCCGGCCUUCCUCAGCACCCGCUACGAGGCCAGCAUCUCCAACCUGGCCCCCCCGGGCUCCGAGGUGCUCCGGGUCAAAGCGCUGGACAAGGACAUGGGCAGCAAUGCCGACAUCAGCUACUCUCUGAACUCCGGGAACAUCGACAACAUCUUCUCCAUUGAUCCAGAGCUGGGCUCCAUCAGCGUGAACAAACCUCUGGACCUCCAGCCUCAGGAUCACUUCCACCUGACGGUAAAAGCCACGGACCAGGGCUUCCCUCCGCGCUCUGACCUCUGCUCCGUCCACGUCCACAUCCGCAUCUCCGACCAAACCCCUCCUGCCUUCCCCUCGGACGACUACCUCACAGAGAUCAGUGAAUUGAGCACUAUUGGAACACCAGUGACCACCAUCUCGGCCUCCAGCCCCGCCGCUGUGCACUAUGGGAUAGAAAGUGGCAACACAAACCGGACCUUUCACAUCAACCCCUCCACCGGGUUGAUCUCAAUCCAGAAGCACCUUGAUUUUGAGAUCUCUGCCUCCUAUAAGCUCAAAGUCACAGCGUCCACGACAGCGGGAGCUUCCUCCAGGACGGUCGUGUUCAUCUACGUAAUCGACGAGAACGACAACGCUCCUGUUUUCCAGCAGCGGGACUACCUGGGGCAAAUAAGCGAGUCGGCUCACAUAAACAGCAUGGUGAUGGGAGAAAGAAACACCCCUCUGGUGAUCCAGGCGUCAGAUGCUGACAAAGAUUCAAACUCUCUGCUGGUGUAUCAGAUCCUCGAACCAGAGGCCUUGAACGUCUUCACGAUAGACUCCAGUAUGGGCACCAUCUCUUUAAUCUCACCGGUUGACUUUGAAGCCACGGCUGAGUAUCACUUCACCGUGCAGGUAAAGGACUCCGGGGAGCCAUCGCUGUUUGCAUCGGAGCCUGCCAAGGUCACUGUGCGCGUCCUGGACCUCAACGACUGCCCGCCACAGUUCAUAAAGCCAGUGUAUGAGCCAUCCAUCAUCUUCCCUGCUGUCAGGGAUACAGAGGUUGUGCAAGUCACGGCCAAGGAUCUGGAUUCAGCUGUCUCAUACAGCAUCAGCGAGGGAAAUCUCCACAAUGCCUUUUCAAUUCACCCCAAUACUGGAGUCAUCACCGUGAGCAAUGUGUCCGAGUUCAGGCCGUCUUACAAACUGGUUGUCAAAGCGUCUGACGGCCUCUACAAAGACUUAGCCACUGUCCACCUCAACGUGACAAACCUAACAGCCAGCGAUCUUGGAUUUGAGCAGAGGGUGUACUCAGCAAGUGUCAGAGAAAACCUAAAGACAGUCAAAACCUUGCUGGCACUCAAAACCACAGGUUGUUUUUUCAAUGAGCCUGUUUCUUACUCUGUGGUGAACCCGGUGGGGAAGUUUGUCAUUUCCCAGUCAUCAGGCAUUCUUGAAACAACCGGUAUACCUUUUGACCGUGAGGAACAGGAAGCCUAUGACGUAGUGGUGAAGGUAGAAGACAUGAGAACACCGCCAAGGACUGCUACCACGCAGGUCAGGGUUUUUAUCGAUGAUGUCAACGACAACUCUCCGCAGUUUCUAAACUUGCCUUUUUCAAUGAUGAUUUCUGAGACCUCUGAACCAGGGGAUGUGUUAUACCAAGCAACAGCCAUCGACCGAGAUCUGGGAGAGAAUGGGGCCAUCGUGUACUCACUCGAGGAGGAUUACGACCUUUUCAGGAUCGAUCCCGACGUAGGUGAUGUGUCCCUUCAAAAGCCUCUUGACUUUGAAGCUCUGAAUAAGUACGUGUUGACGGUCUUUGCUGUAGAUGAGGGGGAGCCAAGUCACACCACUAUGGCCCAGCUCAGCAUUCAAGUGAGGAAUCAAACCAACCCGGUUUUCCAGACCCUUCUUUAUCCACUGAAAGUGCCAGAAAAUGUCCCACAAUUCACCACCAUCCUACACGUCCAGGCCAGGAAUCCGGAGGGCUAUCGGCUCAUCUACAACCUGGAAGAGGAAAACGCCUCACAGCAUUUUCACAUUGAUUUCAAAACCGGCGUGUUAACCGUCUCCAACCCCCUGGACUACGAGAGCCAGACCAUGCACGUGUUGACAGUGCGUGCGACCGACUCUGUGACCGGAGCUUCCUCUGAGGCCUCCAUUGAAAUAGAAGUAGAGGAUGUGAACGAUAAUGCGCCAGUUUUCUCGAAGGUAGCGUACAAGGUGAGCAUUGAUGAGGGGAUCCCCAUCGAGACCUCUGUGAUACAACUCUCUGCCAUUGAUAGGGACUCUGGCAGGAAUAAAGAUCUCACCUUUCAUAUUGUGAAAACAGAGAAGAACGAGACUGAUUUCUUUGAGGUAGACCCCCACAGCGGGUUGAUUGUGACAAAACAGGUGCUGGACUAUGAAACCACUGAACACUUUCAUUUCAAAGUAAAAGCCACUGACAAUGGCACUGUUCCUCUCAGCAGUGAAGCCCACGUCUUCAUAAAUGUCACCGAUGUGAACGACAACCCUCCAGACUUCAUCAGCUCCCAGUAUGACGCCACACUGGACGAAAUGGCAAAGUGUGGCCACAUCGUCAUCAAAAUCCAAGCUUCAGAUCCGGACACCGCGGACCUGAACAACCUCAAGUACAAAAUCCUCUCAGGGAACGGAGGCCGCUACUUCAACAUCAACGAAUCCUCUGGACUCAUAUCUUUUUCCAACGUCUGUAAGAGGAAUCUGGACCCUUACUACAACCUGACGGUGGCGGUGUCUGACGGGGUGUUUCAGAAAACAGCACCAGUCAAUAUCGACAUGAUAAACAGCAACAGGCACAGUCCGCACUUCAAGCAGAGCCUCUAUGAAGCAGAGCUGGCGGAAAACGCAGAGGCAGGAACUCGGGUGAUCCGGUUGGCCGCCAUCGACCCUGACGACGGGCCGUUUGGCAGCGUUGACUACACCAUCAUUAACAAACUUGCCGAUGAGAAGUUCUCCAUCGACGCUGAUGGGCAGAUAGUUACGACGCAACCACUGGACCGAGAAAACCCCGCUCAGAGAGUCAUCGCGAUCAAAGUGAUGGCUAAAGAUGGCGGCGGCAAAGUGGCCUUUUGCACGGUCAAGAUUAUUCUGAUAGAUGAGAAUGACAACGUCCCUCAGUUCAAAGCGUCAGAGUACCAGGUGUCGAUUCAGUCCACCGUUAAUAAAGGCUCCCCGGUGAUUCAAAUCAUGGCUUAUGAUGCGGAUGACGGCAAAAAUGCAGAUGUCACAUACACGGUAGACGAAGGCGAAGAAGUGACCGAAGAUAUCAUCGAGAUCAACCCCUUCACUGGAGUCGUAAGCGUGAAAGAGAGUCUCGUUGGCAUGGAGAAUAAGAUCUUCAACUUCAAAGUAAAAGCCCGUGACGGCAGCCUUCCUUUCUAUAACUCCACGGUCCCCGUUCAGCUCAAAGUGGUUCCUCCCGAGGUUCCUCUACCGAAGUUCUCGGAGCCUCUGUACUCCUUCUCGGCUGCAGAAGACAUCCCCGUUGGGUCGGAGGUCGGCUCAGUGAGAGCGGACUCCGACAUGCCUCUCAUUUACAGCCUGGUGAACGGGAACACUGUGGAGAGCAACAAGGACAAAGUGUUCAGCUUGGACAAGGAGAGCGGAACGCUGCUGCUGCAGAAGACCAUCGAUCACGAGAAGACAAAAUGGUAUCGGAUCGAUGUGAUCGCUCAGGGGAACCACAACGGGACCGAUGUUGCGUCGCUGGUGUCCGUCAGCAUCCAGGUCCAAGAUGUGAAUGACAACCAGCCGGUGUUUGAUGCUAACCCAUACCGGGCCUUCCUGGCUGAGAACAUGCCUGCUGGAACGACUGUCAUUCAGGUGACCGCCAACGACCCGGACACCGACACCAAUGGUCUGGUGACCUACAGCUUGGAGUCUAUACCUGACGACACCACCAUGAUGGAUAUCACCAAGGUGUUCUCCAUCGACGGAGAGAGCGGCUGGAUCACCACGGUCCGGGAGGCGGACUGCGAGGAGACCCGGCUCUACCGAUUCUACGUGUCCGCCACGGACCACGGCGGCGACGCCAAGCUGUCCUCCAGCGUCCUGGUGGAAGUGACGGUGACGGACGAGAACGACAACCCGCCGAAGUUCUCCGAUGACUUGUACCGCGGCUCCGUGGUGGAGAACAGCAGCCCCGGGGAAGUCAUCGUCUCCAUGACCACCACGGAUGCUGACGUGUCGCUGGAGAACCGACUGGUGACGUGCUACAUCACAGACGGGGACCCUCUGGGCCAGUUUGCCAUCAUCCAGGAGGACGAGGGUCGCUGGGGUCUGAUCCUGAAGGAAGCUCUGGACCGAGAGACUAAGGACAGAUACACACUGAGAGUCACCGCCACCGACGGGAAGUCCGAGGCUCCGGUCACUGUGGACGUCCACGUGCUGGACAUCAACGACAACAGCCCGCUGUGUGAACAGCUGGUGUACACGGAGGCGGUGAUGGAGAACUCUCCAUCCAGAAUGUUCUUCCUGAAGGUCCGGGCUUCAGACCCCGACGUGGGGGCCAACGGUCAGGUGUCCUACAGCCUCCACGGGCUCAACGCUGACAAGUUCCAUCUUGACCACCGGACAGGUGAGCUGUUCACUCUGGCGGUGUUGGACCGGGAGCGGGAGGUGGAGUACAACCUGGUGGCGAAGGCGACGGACGGCGGUGGGCGCUCCUGUCAGGCGGACAUCCGGCUCAGGGUGCAGGACAUGAAUGACAACCCGCCUCUCUUCUCCUCCAGCCACUACGAGGUCACUGUGUUCGACAACACCACCGUGCGGACCCCCGUCGCCGUCAUCUACGCCAAAGACCCCGACACCGGUAUAAACUCGGAGGUGCGGUACUCCCUGCUGUCGGGCGACGGCGGCUUCUUCUCCCUGGACGAGUUCUCGGGGAUCCUGCGUCUGGAGCGACCUCUGACCCCCGACACGCCGCCCUCCUUCGAGCUGAAGGUCAAAGCCACCGACCGCGGCCUGCCCCGCCACCUGUACUCCAUCGCCACGGUGACGGUGGACGUGGUGUCCCUGGACGACUACCAGCCCGUCUUCCUGAGCGCCGAAUACACCGCCCGGUUCCCAGAAUCCUUAGCGGUGGGGUCCGAGGUGCUGAGCGUCUCCGCCCUGACCAGGGACGGGGGCGGGCCGGAUCCAGUCACGUACCGAAUCACGUCCGGCAACGAGGACGGACGCUUCCUGCUGGACACUCGGACAGGCCUCCUGACCCUGAACGCCCCGCUGGACUUCGAGGUGACCCGGGAGUACUACCUGUCUGUGGAGGGGAGUCGGGGGAAGUCGUCCCUCAGCGACAUCACCACGGUCAUCAUCAACGUGACGGACCUGAACGACAACGCUCCGGUGUUCCAGCGAGGCGACAACAGCGUCGAGAUACCGGAGGAUCUGAAUCCCGGCAGCCUGGUGAUGAAGGUAACGGCCACUGAUCUGGACGGUCCAAUCAACAAUCUGCUGCGGUACUCCAUAGUGAGCGGAGACCCCCUGCAGCAGUUCACCAUCGACCACCGCAGCGGAGAAAUCACCGUCCGCACGGCGCUGGACCGAGAGGAGAUCCAACACUACUCUCUGACGGUGCAGGCAGCGGAUGAAGGCGAUCCUCCUCUCUCCUCCGCCGUCCUCAUCAGCAUCACGGUCAACGACGUCAACGACAACCCGCCGCUCUUCUCCCAGGUCAACCACAGUCUGCUGCUGCAGGAGGGCGAGUCAGCGGGCAGCACCAUCCUGCAGCUGGUGGUGACGGACAGAGACACGCCCAGGAACGGCCCGCCUUACUCCAUCCACAUCGUCAGCGGCAACGAGGACCGCCGCUUCCACGUCGACCAGGGCGGCCUGCUGUCGCUCUCCGCUCCGCUCAGGAAGAAGGUCAAAGCCCAUCACCAGCUCAAGAUACAGGUGACGGACAGCGGCCACCCCCCCCGCUCCUCCAUCUGCGUCGUCAACAUCAACGUCACGGAGCAGAGCAAGUACCCCCCCUCCGUCGUUCCUCUGGAGGUCUUCAUCACCACCUCCGGCGGGCUGUUCGCCAACCGGGUGAUCGGCCGGCUGCACGCCUCGGACCAGGACCUGCAGGACGUCCUCGCCUUCACCCUGCUGUCAGAACACCCGGACGGGGGCCGGUUCUCCGUGGACCAGACGGACGGCAAAAUCUGGGCAGACGAAACCCUGGACGAGGGGUCGUACUCGCUCAACGUCAGCGUGUCCGACGGGAAGUUCAUCGUGACGGCGGGGGUCAAGGUUCACGUCUGGGCGGCCGAUCAGAGGGCGCUGGACUGGGGGCUGACGCUGCAGCUGGUGGGGUUGACGGCGGAGGAGUUCCUGGGCGACCACUGGAGGGGUCUGCAGAGGAGCCUGGGUGAGGCGCUGGAUCUCCCCCGGCAGGAGCUGCAGCUGGCCAGCCUCCAGCAGCUGCCGGACGCCAGGGGUCUGGAGGCCCUGCUGACCUGCAGGAGGGAGAGCGGACUCCUGCAGACUCUGCCCAACAACAGACUCGCAGGCAUCAUAGCGCACAUGGAGGACUCUUUGGGUGUCAGCAUCCUCCGAGUGAAACACAACGGCUGUCUGGGCGCCGGCUGCCCGUCGAGAGGCUGCAGGAAUGCCGUCAGACUGACAUCGGAGAGACUCAACCACUUCACCACCGCCAGAGCUGCCUACAUCACCCCGCAGCACAGCUGGGAGAGCGUCUGCCCCUGCAACGAGUCUGCGGUGAGGUUUGAUGGUAAAUCCUACCUGAAGUACCUGCACAGGAUGGACGAGGACGACCAGGCCUUCAAACUGUCUCUGAGGUUUAAAACGUCCCAGCAGCACGGCGUCAUCGUGUCCACCAACAGCUCCAACCACUGGGGGGCUCUACAGCUGGCGGCCGGAGAGCUGCAGUUCAGCUUCAGCUGUGGGAACAGCCCCCCCGCUGUGUUAGAGAUCAGAUCUCACCCGGUGUCGGACAGCAGGUGGCACAGCGUCCUGCUGGAGGUCAACUCCAGCGCCCUGAGGCUGACCCUGGACCAGCAGCACCCGGCCUCCGUCACCCUGACCCAGCCCUGCCGGAUGAUGCGCUCCCAUGGUGCUUUGCUCUUCGCUUCCUCGACUCCCGAGAACUCGAGUAACUUCAGCGGUUGCCUGGAAGGCCUGCAGCUCAACGGGGAGCCAAUCAGAGUGGGGGACGCGUCGGAGUGGGCGGGGCCGGGCAGCAGGAGGGUGUUCGGGUCGUACCAAUGCUGCAGCCGGGGGGGAGCCUGCGACACAAACCCCUGUCAGAACCAGGGGGUCUGCGAGGAGGAGGCCGGUGGAGAGGCGCGCUGCAGGUGUGCAGGACUCUUCCACGGCGCCCGCUGCGAGCUCGACAACAACCCGUGCACCUCCAAUCCCUGUAAAGACGGCACGGUGUGUGUGCCCAAGGCUGACGGUUACAGGUGCAACUGCUCGCUGGAUAACCCUGAAGCACGGUGCUGUUCGGCCAGUCUGUGUCCUGAAGGAUAUGAGUGUAAACUCACAGGCGACACCUACUUCUGUGAGCCGAUGCGUGAUGUAUCGCCAAUGAUUGGCUACAUGGAGAUCAUGGAGAUCAGUGUCAGCGUGCUGGGACUGCUUUUGCUGGUUGGGAUCUUCGUUUGCAUCAGGAAACGCUACGUCCAGAAUAAGAAGAAGAAGCCCGUCUGUGUGCAGGACUCCAAUGGCUACUUCCACCCCACCCUGACUAAGAGCAUGAAAGCUGAGAAGCGGGACAUGAACCCGAUCGAGAUGAGCUCAUUGGUCGGCCCCACCAACGACCUGGACCAUACGCAGUACAGGUCGCUGCGCCCAUGCAGUCAGAUCGUUUCCUCUGGAGGGGUUUCCUGCCCAAAGAUGCAGGGGCCGGUGGUGUGCAGCGUGGCCCCGAAUCUCCCCGCCAGACCCCCGUCCAGCUCGGACAACGACUCCAUCAGGAAGACACACUGGGACAUGGACUACGAAGUGUAUCCUGCAGACCCGGACUACUACGGCCGCCCGGCGCCCGUCCAGGAGUUCCCUCAGUUCGACAUCGUGGAGGACACGUACUCCACCUCCACCAUGGACUCGCGGAGGAACUCUCGCUUCGGCGGCUUCCCGUUCCCUCUGGAGCGGGGCGACCGGCGCGCCCCGCUGCCGCCGUGCUACAGCAACCAGAACCUGGACGACUUCCUGGGUCCGGACGGGCUGCCUCUGCCCAAAACCCAGUGCCCCAACGAGUACACGGCCAUCAGUUACUACCCCACCCAGCACAAAACCCAGAGCCUGGACAACGUGUCGGGCGGCUACAAGAGACUCAGCAUGCGUCUGAGCGUCGCCAUGCCAUCGUACGCUGAGCAGGUUAGCCCGCCGCCGCCGGCAGCCAACACCGCGCAGCCUCAAACCCGACCCGUCCGGCAGAACCCCCGCAGCUACGACGGGUCCAGCAUGGUGGAGAGUGACUACGGCAGCUGUGAGGAGGUCAUGUUUUGAGGACUUGUUGGAAGACCCGUGUGUCUGGGUUCUCCACGUUCAGGCAGCUUUGUGGACUCUUUGAAACCCCCAAACUCUGUGAGACCUGACUCUGUUUCUCGGUUCCUCUGUGCCGAGAGUUCAGCAGAAGUUCAUCCCUUUGGUCUAAAAGAGGCGCCGCCGGGAGCCCUCACAAACUCGUUAGUGCUGUGAAAAUGUGAAGAGUGUUUCUGACUCUGAACAGUUCCCAGAGAUAAGACUUUUCUAAAAGCUUCAACACGAUGUGCCUCUCAGAAGAGGAUUCACAAACACAAUGCAAACUAACAUCCCGUGCAUUUCAUUCAUAAACACAACACGUUGAGCUCUGCAAACACAACAGUGUGUACACUCUUCAACCGUGCACACACAUCCCGAGCUGCGUGACCAGUGCUUAUCAUCCUACUGUGUGUUUGUGUUCACAGGAAAUUGAUUUAAUCUCAACAACACACGACAGGGUUCACCGUGUGUCUAAUGUCGGCCCGCUAUUUCAGAUGAAAAAGGUAUUGAAGGUGACGGUGAGCACGCUCCACUGGUAUCUGCUCACGGUUGUUUACCGUUAAAAUGAAGGGGGCUGGAUCCUCGUAAAAAAUGAAUAUAGAGAAGCCGUAGAGUUGAUGUUGUAUCUGUGCUACUUGUUUUCCAUGUGCUGUACAUAAUGAGUGACUGGAGUAGAGAGAUGUCUCUGCAGCCAUUUGAAAUGGUGCCAGUAAUGAGAGAAAUACGUGUUAUAAUCAAUGGAGUCCAUGUGAAGCAAUAAGCAUCUAUAAAAUGUACUGUUUGACAGUGAAGAGCCACAAAAUACACAAUACAAUAUCACCUUAUCCGUCCAUCGUCGUCUCUUACUAAAAUAAUUUAGAGAAACGAGACAUUUGUAGUAAUAUUUUGCACCAGAGGGUAUCCAAGUUAAACUAGUGGAAUAAUGAAAUACUGUAAAUUAAAACACAAAUAACAGAAUAUAAGUUUAAAAAAGGAUAAAUUGUAAAUAAAUCAUGAAUCGUCUUAUCAUUUCAGAUUUGUUUAAGGUGAAUAAUGAUUAAAUAAGUGACGGAUAAUGACUUAUAUUAAAUAUGAAUAGUAUUAUAAAUAUUUCUAUUUUGCAAAAUAGAGAAAAAACAAACAUCUAUUUACAUUUUAGGAGAUUUUUCUACUUCUUAAUCAUUUCCAGUCUUUAGAACAUUCAGAGUUUAGUACAAGGAACAAGCAUGUGUUCUUUCUCUUUCAUUUAAGAUUUAUGAAUGACUCAUUCUAAUGAAAACACAUGAUUGUGUUUGGCACACAGCAGCUUAAUCCAGAUUGACUUGUGAAAGCUGGAUGUGGGUUUGAAUGUUUCCUUUCAGUUUUUCCUCUAAAAUGUUUAUUUCUGAUGCAUUUCUUUCCGUCCGAGCAUGCAAAGCAACUUUAGCAAGCAUUAUUUUUUUGAAAGAUCAGGAAAAAUCUUACAUAAUUACCAAAAUGUUUUCUAAACCAGGCUGUUUCAUCGCCAAAAUAUACCUGAAAAACACAUUUCAUUGAAAACUCCUGCUUUUUGAAAUUCCCUUUUGACAUUUUGAAUCAAAUCUGAGGACGUUCUCUCCGAGCAUCGUCUCGUGCUGUGGGUUGAUGUAAAAUGUGUCUUACUGGUAUUAACUGUGUACAAAACCACCUUGUAGUGUACAGGUAUUGUGUCGUACACACAGUGUGUGUGUCUGUGUGUGUGUGUGUGUGUGUUGACGUCACUUGAAUGUCAUUUGUUUUCAUUCAUAAAGUUUAUUUUUGUAUUCCAUGUUUCUCCCCGUUGUUUCUCUGUGAGAGAUUUUAUUAAGAUGCCGCCUGUUUCUGUUGUUGUUUCUCAGUAUUGUAAAGAGAUAUUAAUAAAGAUAAGAACUUCUGUGA